GUCUCUCCUCUACCCCCCACCCUCCUGUCCUCUUGUUGCGGCGACCCCUCCCGGACUAGCUGGCUUGUGUGUUCAGUACAAAUGUGUGUGAGGCCUUUUCCAAGUAACUGCACAGGAGAAGAGGAGCUUGGGGAGAGCAGGCUUCCCUCCUCUCAGUGGGAGGAUCGACACAUGGCUACUACUAAAUAAAGAGGAGAAGAAGAAGAAGAAGAAGAAGAAGAAGAAGAAGAAGAAGAAGAAGAAGAAGAAGAGAGAUCUGGAGAUGCACUCGGUAUUCCAGUGAACUUCCUCAGUUGCCUUAAAGAAGUAAUCUUGCGACCGGUGGAUCAAACCUGAAGUUGGAGUUUUAAACUAGGCUAAACCUGAGGAAGAUUUAUUUGAGUUAAGAAGUGAAAACAGUCAGACUGGUUGAGUGUGUUGACUUCCUGUCAGGUCAACGAGUAUAGAGGACAUGGAUUCCACCUGCAGCCCCCAACGGUAACUGAGCUGAGAGGAUUGUGUGGAAGCCUCGUCGGUGGAGUUUACACAUGCAGUGUAUGUCUGCUUUUCUUGCAGUGGACUAAGGGCAGGUAGACUGACCGGCACACACGCACACACACACGUUGAGUGUAAGAUGGCGGAAGCAGCAGAGGACGGAGACAAGAUGACCAGCCAGCAGGCUCUGUGUGACCCAGAUCAGGGGAGCAUAAAACGCCCCGGCAUCUCCACUCUCAAAUUGUUUAUCAUGGCGCUGUCCUUCGCCUGCUUCUCAAAGGCUCUGGCAGGAACCUACAUGAAGAGCUCCAUCACUCAGAUUGAGAGGCGAUUCGACCUCUCCAGCACGCACGUCGGACUCAUUGAUGGCAGCUUUGAGAUGGGCAACUUGUUGUUUCUUGCUGUGGUCAGCCAUUUCGGGGCCAAGCUACAUCGGCCCAGACUCAUUGCUGUGGGCUGUUUCCUCAUGGCGGUCGGGUCCUUCCUCACCGGCCUGACGCAUUUCUUCAUGGGACGCUACAAGUACAACACGAUCAUUCAAGUUUUCCAGAAUGAAAGCAUGAACAUCGCCGCCUGUCGAAAAACAGAAGUACUGGAAAUUCAGAUCGAGCCCUCUGUGGAAGACAAUGCAACAUGUGAGAGGGAGUCCGGUUCCAACAUGUGGAUCUAUGUUUUCCUGGGCAACGCUCUGCGAGGGAUCGGAGAAACCCCGGUCACGCCUCUGGGCAUUUCUUACAUCGACGACUUUGCGAGAGCGGAAAAUUCACCCUUCUACAUCGCAUGUCUCCAGACUAUCACUCUCCUGGGCCCCAUGUUUGGUUUCCUCCUGGGCUCCUAUUGUGCCAAACUAUAUGUUGACAUUGGAUAUGUUGAUAUUGAAAGUGUGAGCAUCACUCCGAAAGAUGCCCGCUGGGUGGGCGCCUGGUGGAUGGGCUUCAUGGUGUCCUCCGUCCUCCUCCUCCUCUCCAGCAUUCCCUUCUGGUUCCUGCCCCGCUCGCUGCCAAAUCAGGAGGAAGUUAAGGGCAAACUGACUCCUGGCUGUGACACCCUCGAUGGGGCGGAGGACGUUCCCAACAACAACAAUCACAACCUCAAGCUGACUGACAUCUCUAAAGGUUUUGUUCCCUCACUGAAGCGCCUGUUGGGAACUCCUUCCUACUUCCUGCUCCUUUGUGGGAGCAUCCUGAAGUUCAACUCUUUCAUUGGCCUGUUCACCUUUAAAGCCAAAUACAUGGAACAACAGUUUGGACAGUCCGCAUCCAGAGCGAACUUCCUCAUCGGUAUGUUGAACCUGCCAGCGGUGGCGGUGGGCAUCUUCCUGGGAGGGCUGCUGAUGAAGAGGUAUAAGCUGAGCUUAGUGUCAGGAGCUCAGCUCUCUUUUGCCACGUCCUUUAUGGCGUACCUCCUUCUGCUGCUGCAGUUUGGAACCAAGUGUGAUAACAUCCCCAUGGCCGGGCUCACCGUCUCAUACAACGGGACGCAGAGUGCAUCAUCCGACAGCGAUAUGCUCUUCUCAGAGUGUAACAGAGACUGCUCGUGUUCAGCGGAGGAGUGGGACCCCGUGUGCUCCGACAGCGGCAUCACCUACAUCUCUCCGUGUAUGGCUGGCUGCUUCAGCUCCAGUGGAUAUGGCAAGAACACGGUCUUCAACAACUGCAGCUGUGUGUCCGCCUCCCUCCCAGCAGGCAGCAGCCGGUCCGUGAGGCUGGGCCAGUGUCCUCACGCCGCAGACUGCGGCCGCAGUUUCACCGCCUACAUGGCUGUGUCUGUUCUCAGCUCCUUCAUCAACUCUCUGGGAGCUACACCUGGCUACAUGGUCAUCAUACGAUGCAUCUCACCAGAUCUCAAAUCCCUUGCGCUAGGUAUCCAGGCCUUAGUAACUCGGACUCUUGGUGGACUUCCUGCACCCGUGUAUUUCGGAGCCCUGAUUGAUUCAACUUGCCUGAAGUGGUCAAUCAAGAAGUGCGGGGGAAUGGGGGCAUGUCGCAUUUAUGACUCUAAUAUGUACAGGAUCAUCUUCCUGGGUCUGAUCACUAGUCUCAGUGGAUCCUCGUAUUUCUUCAUCAUUGCCGUCAUCGUCCUCCUCAGACGACAGUUUCGUGAGCCGCAGAGAGAGACACAAACGCAGAAUAGCAAAGCUUCAGAAGGAAUUGACCUUCGAACCGCAUCAAAACCCACCGAGGACGAUCCCGGCAACCCUAAACCUCCCAAAGUUUGUAUACGGUUCGCAACAGAACUGGAGGAGGGAGGGGAGGUUCACAGAAUAGUGCAGCUCUCACAGAUUGGCCGACUCAGUUCCUCAAAUAUCACCGGGGAGACUCAACAGCUCAAAUCCCUGACGGAGACCGCUGUAGAGUUCACUCCUCCAAGUGAGGAAGCAAAGACGGAGGAGAAAGAGGGAAAAGGCAAGGUUUGCGAGGAGACGGACACACAGGUGGAAAAAGAGGACGAUCUCACAGAUGCUAACGUGGGAGAGACAGAAACAACACAAAUUGACGGCAUACACAACUAAGAUGUCCACCAAUGUGUUCUCAAACAAGACCUCGUGUGCACAUCUGCACAUAUUGACUUGUGUGCAGAUGAUAUGCAUAUCGUCCUUGCAAGGCGAGGUUGAAAAUCGAUCAAUGGCAUAAAGAUUUGGGCCAAAAUUAAUGUAAAUGAAUAAAUCCCGAGAUUUGUGAUAUUAUUGUCAAUAACACACAAAGUCAUACUGUGGACACAAACAAUGUUUAAAUUAUGUUUAUUCCUCCUUGGUGAUGUGCUAAAAGUGCAAACUGAUGUCAUUGUUAAUUAAACUUGCAGUAAUUGAUUUUUUUGGGCCACUAGGGGGCAACGGAACAAGCUGUAAAUAAAAUACUGACAUACCUGAACGGUA
Molecule: messenger RNA, 3349 nt
Organism: Pseudoliparis swirei
Lineage: Eukaryota; Metazoa; Chordata; Actinopteri; Perciformes; Liparidae
Product: solute carrier organic anion transporter family member 1C1-like
Exons: 15
Coding region: 614-2986 (790 amino acids)
Biological process (GO): sodium-independent organic anion transport; transmembrane transport
Cellular component (GO): membrane
Molecular function (GO): protein binding
Source: RefSeq, a predicted model, not a curated record